Oppiella nova is the source of this 430-nucleotide messenger RNA. The record is from the annotation of a GenBank genome assembly. NCBI's taxonomy places the organism in Eukaryota, Metazoa, Arthropoda, Arachnida, Sarcoptiformes, Oppiidae.
GGCAGACAUAAAACUAUUAAAACUUGAUUUGUCUUCACUUCAAUCGGUCCGCCAUUUCGCCAAAGAGUUGUCUCAAUUGGAGUCCAAAGUGGAUAUCCUUAUCAAUAACGCAGGGGUUAUGGCGUGCCCUGAAUGGCAGACUGAGGACGGGUUUGAGAUGCAGUUUGGGACCAAUCAUCUAGGUCACUUUUUAUUGACAUUACAUUUAAUACCACUGAUGUCAAAGGUACCGGGAGCUCGUAUAAUUACAGUAGCCUCAACUGCCCACAAGUUUGGGACAAUAGACAUGGCAAACAUCAAUCUGAAGGGAGAGUACCACCAGAAUAUAGCCUAUUCUCAGAGCAAACUCGCGAAUGUGUUGUUCACCAGAGAAUUGGCUAAAAGGCUAAUGAAAAGCCCUUUUGAUAUCAAUGCCUAUAGCCUUAAUCCC